Molecule: messenger RNA, 2482 nt
Organism: Haplochromis burtoni (Burton's mouthbrooder)
Lineage: Eukaryota; Metazoa; Chordata; Actinopteri; Cichliformes; Cichlidae
Gene: apmap
Product: adipocyte plasma membrane associated protein
Exons: 9
Coding region: 456-1706 (416 amino acids)
Biological process (GO): biosynthetic process
Molecular function (GO): strictosidine synthase activity
Source: RefSeq, a predicted model, not a curated record
UAAGAUGUGGACAUACUGGUUCGAACACUACACUGUUGAUGGUGGGGAAAUAUAACAGGGAAAUGUGAGGAAACCGUGGAUCAUGUCAGUAUCAGGUGGAGAGAAGCCCACUGACCCACUGACCCAGAACCUCGGUGACAUGAAGAUGAAUCUGGAUCUUACUGAUUUACUGGACUCGAGAAGUGAAGGUUAGCGGGCCUUGUUCCAGUUUGUAAAAGAGGGUAAAAUGUUUGGGAGGACGGAGGGUUUUGUAGAGGUCGUUCCGGUCCACACCGGCUGGUGGCGGUAGUGCACCGUUUUGUUGUUUGCCAACCGCCAACAACAUUUAGAAGAAGACGAAUCCCUGCUCGCUGUCAGAGCAGGCUGCUGCUUCACUCGCUCCAACAAGCACCGAACCUGCACACGGUGACCGCGCGCUUUGCAACCGAGCCAAACCGAACCGAGCCGAGCGCAACAUGAACGAGUCGGCGGGACUGCGCUUCCGGCGGCUGCACCGCCCGCAGGUGAUCACCGACGAGCUGCCGGAGCAGCGGCGCAAAGGGUCCAGCACCUACAGCGGGAAGAUCUUCCGGGUCACGCUGCUUUCUCUGGGCGUCCUCCUGCUUCUUCCUCUCCUGGUCAUCAUCCUCAUCCUCGAGUCUCCCAUCAAGCCUGAAGUCUUCACGCUGAAAGAACCGCCCAUGAUGAAGGGCUGCUGGGAGCCCAACCUGAAGCUCAGAGAAGCUCAGAGACUGUUUGAGGACCAGCUUGUCGGGCCCGAGUCCAUCGCCAACAUCGGAGAUGUUCUGUUCUCGGGAACAGCUGACGGGAAAAUCGUGAAGCUGGUCGGUCGGAGGAUCCACAUGGUGACGAGACUCGGGAAGCUGCCGUGUGCAGGUUCCAGAGAGGACGAGCCCAACUGCGGGAGGCCGCUGGGGAUCCGAGUCGGACCCAACGGGACGCUGUUUGUAGCCGAUGCCUACCUGGGUCUGUUCGAGGUCAACCCCACCACAGGUGAAGCGACCAGGUUGGUGAACGGCGGCCAGGUUGUCGCAGGGAGGAAGCUGUCAUUUAUUAACGACGUGGCGGUGACGCAAGAUGGAAAGAAGGUGUACUUCACCGACUCCAGCAGCAGGUGGCAGCGGAGAGACUACAUGCACCUCAUCAUGGAGGCCACGCCCGACGGCCGCGUCCUCGAGUACAACACCGAGACCAAGGAGCUGACGGUGGUGAUGGAGGACAUGCGAUUCCCAAAUGGCAUCCAACUGCUGCCGGACGAGGAGUCGGUGCUGGUGGCGGAGACCACCAUGGCCCGGAUCCGCAGGGUCCACGUGGCCGGGCUGAAUAAAGGCGGGAUGGACACGUUCGUGGACAACCUGCCGGGUUUCCCUGACAACAUCCGCCCGAGCUCCACCGGAGGGUACUGGGUGGCCAUGUCGGCGGUGAGACCGAACCCCGGCUUCUCAAUGCUGGACUUCCUGUCCCAGAGACCCUGGAUCAAAAAGUUCAUAUUCAAGCUCUUCAGCCAGGAUAUCCUGAUGAAGUUUGUUCCCCGGUACAGUUUGGUUGCAGAGCUCCACGACGGUGGCGUGUGCACGCGGAGCUUCCACGACCCCAACGGCCUGGUUGCAGCCUACAUCAGCGAGGUCCACGAGCAUGAUGGGAAUCUGUACCUGGGCUCCUUCCGCUCGCCGUACAUCGCCAAACUCGACCUCAGCAAGGUGUAGAAGAUUCAAAAAGACGACACGCAGACAGACAUUUUUGUGACUUUGAAAUGUUAACACGGCGUUAACCCGUCUCUGCCGGCUCGUUCCGCAAAUUAGAGUUCCAGCCUUGGAAAUAUCCCGAGAAUGACUUCACCCAGCGCCACCUACAGGCUGUCCCAGGAAUUGGGCAGCAUUCCCAUUUGUGGCUAAUCUCUGUUGAUUUUUCCUUUUUUAUUAAGAUUCAUGCAGCUUUAGAUUCAUCACCGUUUUUGAUCAUUUCUUCCCUUUUCGACGGUAUUUUGUUUGACUGCUAUGUUUAGACUUUUUAUUCAGAACAAAAGUGUCCAGAGAAACGAGGUUUGUUUUUGUGUUUGUGCUUUUUCUUCACUGAAAACCACUGCGACUACAGCGUUCACCUGCGAGCUAACUCAAGCUAACUAAAGCAUACGUUACCUAAUGGAUUUAAGCUAGCAAGUUAGCUCGUGGCCUAGUUUUUUUUUUGUUUUUUUUAAUUGUACUCUUAGGGGCGGGGUUUGUUCCCUUCAGUCAUAGUGCAGGCUUACAGAUGCUUUGAUUAGCAGUUAGCCUGAGCUAACCUAGCUGCCUGUGACUAACUUUGUUUACACAGAAGAAGAGCGGUUAGUCACGGUGAUGAUCAACCUCCUGCUAACGCUGAUGUCAGAUUACAGGCUGCUUGAGUAACUGCUUCGCCCUCUCGGGACGAUUUAAUGUGUUUUGAUUGGCUAUUGUCUGCACUACUGCGCUUGCACUUUUUUUUUUUUUUUUUUUUUAAUAAA